GACUAGCGGCAGCGCUAACGCUAACAAACGCGGCGUUUCAAAAUAAAAGUCCCCGGCUUAAAGGCCACUGCUGGACUUUGACAAUCAUGCAUUCAUCCGAUCACUUAUUGCUCAUACAAGGGACGUUUCAGAUCAGGUGUUUUCUGUAAGGCUCCAGGUAAAUGUGUAGUCUCUGCUGAAAUGAAACAGUGGGCAAGCACUGACCUACAAGCAGGCAGCUAGAUUUGGCCUAAAACAGACUGUUAGAAGUGAAAAGCUGGUGGUGUUGCUAACUUCACGCAAAUGGAAGCGGCGAAUUUGGCGCGCAAAAACACUGGCCUCGUUUUGGCGCUGCUUUCACACCCCACAGUUUCUUUUAGAGAGCAGUGAUAGGCGAUACCACUCGUUUUGUUUUCGAUCCAAUACGUAGUAUAGGCUAGCGUUCCGAUAUCGGUAUUAACAUCGGAUUUAACAUUUUAAAAACAUUUUAACAUUGAACAUUUUGAACAUUUUGCACAUACAUGGCCAAAAGUCUGUGGACACGAAACUUCUCAUCCAAAGCUUCUUCCAAAAUCUAGAGAUUUAAAAAAGAGUCUGCCCACUUUGCUGCAGUAACAGCCUCUACUCUUAUGGGAAGGCUUUACACUAGAUGUUGAAAUAUUUUUGUGAGGAUUUGGCCACAGUUAACCACAAGAGCAUUAAUGAGGUCAGGUACUGAUGUUGGAUGAUUAGUUUUGAAUCACAAACACCACUCCAACUCACCCUGAAGGCACUAGAUGGAGCUCCAUCACUCCGGAGAAAGCAGCUCCUCUGCUCCACAGCCCAGUGCUGGAGGGCUUUAUACUCCUUUAACCAACACUUGGCACAAGACAUGGUGGUCUUAGGCUCAUGUGUGGCUGUUCGAGAGCAUCCUGUUCUGUUGGUCUGUGCUUUUCUAUGGAGAUUAUAUAAACUGUGUAUGCAUACGAACAUUACUGUACUUAAGUAAUUUUUUCAAGUAUCUAUAAUUUACUUGAGCAUUUCUGUCACUUAAUACUUUUUUUGGUUUUUAGUUUAUUACCUUUCACCCAUUUUUGUAAACAAAUGGUGUAUAUGAUACCAAAGCACUGCACACACGUGACGGUCCUUAAUCAGGAUAAGAGCAUUAACCUCUUUAUACUCGGCUCUCCCAGAGGUCCCGGCACCAUGUUGGAUGAUGUGCCUCUACAGUUACAACCAGUGCUUUCAGUCACUGGCAACAUUGUGUCUGAGACAUUUGAAGGAAAAUGCUACUUAUCCAUUCUGUCCUGUUUACUGCUGGCCUGUUUGUACGUUGGGAGUUUGUAUAUAUGGCGGGGCAGCUUACCCAGGUAUCUGUGAGGGUGUGCUGAGAUUAUGUUCUGUCUUGUUAGUUCAGUGGACCUGUUUGAGAUGAUGUAGUAUCUCUUUCAGGACCAGGUGGACAAUAUUACUCCAAUGCAGCAUGUGAAAAUACCAAAAUAUUAAUGCUUGGAAUGCUUGUUAAUGCAGGGAUCACCCAAGCACGAUAAAGAAACGUUUCAUCAGUGUUCUGUUUGCAUCUGCUGUUUCACCACUCAUCGUUUGGGCAUGGAUGAGAGCUUUGGAAGUGAGGCCAAGCCCACCUUUGCUGGCCUUGCUGGGUAUUCGGAUAGAGGGUUCAGUUCCAGCAGCUGCGCUACCUCUAAUACUCACCAUGGUGCUUUUUCUUGGACCUUUGACUCAGAUGGCGAUGGACAGCCCAAAGGGACUGGUACCUGAAGUCAAAUCAGGCUUUAGCUUGAAGAACGUGGCUGAUUGCUUGAGGGACUUGUGUUGGCUGAGAAACCAUGUGGUGGCACCUCUAACAGAAGAGCUAGUGUUUCGAGCUUCCAUGCUGCCCAUACUGGUGCCGUGUACAGGCCCUACUGCUGCCAUCUUCAUUGCUCCACUCUUCUUUGGAGUGGCCCACUUUCACCAUGUCAUUGAGCAGCUUCGUUUCGGACAUGACACUGUGCUCCAUGUCUUGGUUUGUGCAGUGUUUCAGUUUUGCUACACUUCAGUGUUUGGAGCCUACACUGCCUUCAUUUUCAUCAGAACAGGUCAUCUAGUGGGGCCGGUGCUGUGCCACUCUUUCUGUAAUUGGAUGGGUUUUCCUGCUCUGGGCUCGGCCCUGCAGCAUCCACAGAGGCCAGUGCUGAUGCUCUCCUAUGAGCUUGGCCUUCUGCUCUUCGCCCUCCUCCUCUUCCCCCUCACUGACCCACUGAUGUAUGGAAUGACCCCCAUCUGUAGUUUAAUCUUGGAACUUCGGUCAGCCUGCUCUUGAAUCAUGUACAGUACAUAGAUUCAGUUCACAGUAAAAUUCAAUAGAGUGACCAAAGGCAGAGCUGGUGGAGCAGUUACACUGGGCCUGUAGUGUGUGUGUGUGUGUGUGUGUUCAACCCAAGACUUCUGGAUAGCAACAAUAACCUAAACGAAAAUUAAAUUGUUGAAAUAACAAUCUUUUAGAGUGGUUUGAUGUAAGAUGGUUGUAGAGUAACUUACAGACUCAGAUUUCUUUACAGUGGUCAUGAAAGGAACUGGGGUCAGGAUGUCUACAACACAUAAUAACCAUUUAAUUUACUAUCCAAAAUGACUAAUGGCCUACACAAGUGGAGUUUUUUGUAUGUAAUGAAGAUAAAUCUGGCAAAUCUGAAAAACAUGUUUUCUUGGGGAUUACUUUACCUCACAAUGCCCUGCAUGCUCUCUCUGCCAUGACUGGAUUUUAAAAAUACCUGUUUUAGGCCAAAAUCUAUUAUUUUACUCUCAUAAAAUAACGUCUCAGACAUCAAGCAGGGCAUUUGUAACCAUUCCAUGUAAUAACUUUCUGUGAGGGAGCUUUUAGAGGCAUUAAACUCUUCAGACAUCUGGUUCCUAUCAUCACCACUGUGAACAAUUCUGACUCUGUAAGUUCGUUAGAACAAAGCAUUUCACACCAAACCACUCUGAAUGACUUUGUUUAAGUUGAAAUGGUUUAAUUAUGCAUAAUAUUUGAACAAUCAGUGGAAUUCCCCUUUAACGACAUAUUACUGCACCAACCUAGUUGAUAUGGAGUGAUAGCAGGUAAACAAGCAAAUUAUUAUUAUUUUUUCUAAUUUUUUUUGCACUGGGCCCCAAGAGAUUCAUGAUACACCAUAUAUACAAAAUCUCUUAUUUUUAUACCUCUUGUGGACAGUUUAUCUUCACAGAGCAUUUUCCUGGCCUUGGAUGGAGCAAGUCAAAAAUGAAGGGAGCUAGGAAAAUAUCUGUGAGUAGAAAAAGAAGAGGAAAUCUCUGGAGGAAUCAAAUAUCUCACUUCUGCUGCCAAAAGAAGUUUAAACAAAUCUAGAGGGACUAUUCUUUUCUUUGGAAAUUCUCUAGGUAUGGAGUUUGCAAUCCACUUGCUGAAUUAAAGGUUGAGGUUUGCCCUCCUUCUUGAGGAUAUGACUCGUAAAUUGGUUGGAGUUUCUCAUCACUGACAGUGCUGUACCCUUUUCUGUCCCAUGGUGGUGCUAAAGCCCACACCAGUGAAACCUCUGUUUUUUUACCCGCCGUUUUCCAUGUGUCAGUUUUGACAUAUGGAGUGUAAUGUGUCAUAUUUUUACGUUGGCUUUAGCAGAAAUGUGUAGGGUCUGUGCAGGAUCAUAUACUAUAUUACAGUAGUCACAGUUUAAACUGAUACCAGAUGUUAAUAUAUUUCACAGAUGUUCCAUUUUGGGCCACUGAGUAAUCUAUACAUAGCUCAGAUUCCCUACAUUGUUAAUAUCAUCAAAGUGGAUUUUUAUUUCUAUUAGUGUUUUCUUAGUGUUUUAAAGCACCCACAUCAUGAAAACCCACAUUUUUGUAGCUUUUUUUGAAAAAAUAUUUUUCUGUAACUACUGUUAAAGUUUCAAAAAAUGUACUGUCCACUCCCCAGUCCAUCUAUGAAAACAAAUGCAA
Colossoma macropomum (tambaqui) is the source of this 3912-nucleotide messenger RNA. RefSeq names its product CAAX prenyl protease 2. Gene Ontology annotation, molecular function: metalloendopeptidase activity. The coding region runs from base 1571 to 2281 and encodes 236 amino acids. Gene Ontology annotation, cellular component: endoplasmic reticulum membrane. The record is from RefSeq and is a predicted model, not a curated record. Lineage: Eukaryota; Metazoa; Chordata; Actinopteri; Characiformes; Serrasalmidae. Gene Ontology annotation, biological process: CAAX-box protein processing. The transcript is spliced from 7 exons.